UAGAAGAGUUUAUAAAGUGAUCCUAUAGCAGUAUGUAGUAACGUAAAUAGAUACUCAAAUAUGUGUUUGGUUGGUGUAUUUUUAAAGCUGGCUUUAGCUCGGUGGCUAAAGAAAAAAAGCUAGUGUGUUUAGCGCCGCUGGUUUCAGAUAUGCUAGCUAGCCACAGUCCUCUCAAAGUGAGUUAAAAACUAGAAUGUUUAACAUUUAUCCUUAGUUAAAUCUAAAAUAGUGAGUUUUAAUUCAGUUUAAACUUUUUAAAACCUUUUGACUGACUAACUGGACGUCAAGGGAAAAGACCCUCCAUUUAAAUAAUUUAACUAUUAUGAGUUGAUGUAUUCGCUUGUGUUGUAACAUCUUUAAGUCUUUUGUCAGUUUUGGCUUGCCAUACACAGUGACACUUGUAGAAAAAUUACAUCCUCUUUUGUCUUUAAGCCCCUCCACGCUAGCUGGGAGCAGAGUUGCUAUUAAACAGGGCAUCAGGCCACUUGAAGUCCUUCCCGACGAGCCGCCUGAGACUCAGCGUUGACUGGCUAUGAAAGGAAGCAGUCAUGAGGAGAUGAAAAGAUAGAUGGGUGGAGGUAAGGAGGGAGAGAUGAGGUCUCCCAAAGAGACCACUGGGAGGAGUGAUGAUGAGAUGUACGCAGCGCAGAGAAGUUAAAAGACUUGAAAGAGGUCGAGAGGCGGAGGCUGGGAGGGAAACUCCCUCCUGGUUCUGUGCAACACUCUGAAGCUUCAUACAUGGGACUCUGGCUUACAGCUGCACAGCGCUGCUUUUAGAUGCUCACUGACUCCCAACAGGCACUGAGAGUCUGCACAAGAGCUGCCACAGUUUUGAGGACUGCAGAAGAAACCUCUCGCCUCUCCUGAGGAUUGCAGGGAACAGCUUCAGGAAACAAUUUCCUGGAGUUAUCUUUUUUUCUGUUUUCAUAGAUCGGAUUAAGAAAGACAUCUGGAGCCCCAAAGACGUGUGGGUGGGGAGUGGUCGUGAAUGGAUGAAUAAGUACUCAAGGAUGACUGGAUAAAAGUUUCCAGCAGUGAUUGCUCCACCGCAGACCGUUCUCAUGAGAUAUCUGGUUGAACGUUGACUCACUGCAGGUGUGAACUUUUGUGAAGAAUUGGGCGCAAAGCUGAAGACACAGCUCUCAAGUUUCCCUCCAAUCUCUGUGGCACCUGCUCAUCACUGAAAUUGCUUUCCAUCAUCUGAGUUUACAUCUUCAAAGAGUAGACCAAUCUUCCACAGAGGCAUUGUUUGUCUAUAUUCAAAACACAUCGCAAGCUUGUAAUUAUGCCCUCACUCUCAUUAUCUCUGUUUCUUCUGCUGGACGACUAAGAGGUGAGGGAGAAGAGGAUCAGAGGGUGAGGAGGUUUUUUUCUUCUUCGAGAUUAGAGAAGGUAGAAGAGGGAGAGAGGAAGGCAAAGGGGGAGGGAGAGAUAAACAGAGGCAGUUUAAGGCGGUAAACACGUCCCGUCCAGAGCCAGCUCUCCUCUAAACACAUCAGGCAUAAAUCAGCACUGCAUUUGUCUGUGGUGAAAUAGGAGGACCAGCAGUCGGGGGACAAACUGGAGCGAGUAGAAAACACUGUGGCUGCCCUUCUGGAAACACUGGAGGGAAGCUAAACUGAAGUCAAGAAACCUGUGUGACUGAUUAUUAGUGGGAAUAAGAAAAUUUCGUUCCCACCGUCGAAGAAGAAGUAAGAGCAACCAUGGACUCAGAAAUCUCCCACAGCUUCUCUUGUCUUUGCAGCAAGAUGGAACGGCAACACAUGAGCAAAAGCAGCAGUGGCGUCUUCCAGCAGACCAGAUCCCCCUCCAGACCCCACCAGUCUCUCCUCCACCCCAGGACCCUGCUCCUCCUGCCCCUGCUGCUGCUGCUCUUUCUCUCCCUGUGGAGCCAGCAGGCCGAGGCCGUGGUCCACUCCAGCUUCAAGCGGCUCAGCGGCCGUGAGAAGAAGGAGAUGCAGAAGGAAAUCCUGUCCAUUUUGGGUCUGCCGGGGAGACCCAGGCCCCACCCGCCGCUACGACCCCCCUCCUCGGCACCGCUUUUCAUGCUGGACCUGUACCACGCCAUGUCGGCUGACGGGGAGGACGAAGGCAAUGAAAUUAUUGUAAAUGGACCUGGUAUGGGGAAGUUUGGAGGAGCAGAAAGGUUGGCUCAGGUCAACCACGCAGCCCCUCCAACCCUCAGCACGCACACACCACCGCUGGGCACGGUGGUCAGCGAGGCCGACACAGUGAUGAGCUUCGUCAACCUGGUGGAGCAGGAACGCGACCUCCUGCAGCCUCGGCCGUACUGGAAGGAGUUUCGUUUCGACCUGACGCCCCUCCCUCAGGGUGAGACGGUGACGGCGGCAGAGUUCCGGAUCUACAAGACUCUGACGAUGGGCCAGAGGGCCAACCGGACCCUGCACAUCUCGGUCUACGAGAUCCAGCGAGAGAACAGACACAGAGAGCCUGAGCUGGUGCUGCUGGACAUGCAGUCGGUGCCCGCAGGUCAGGAGGGCUGGCUGGCCUUCGACGUCACCACGGCCUCCAACCACUGGCUGCUGCACCCUCGCAGCAACCUGGGCAUCCGUCUGUACGUGGAGACAGAGGAGGACCGAUCCCUGUCCGCAGGCUGGAUCGGGUUGGUGGGACGCCGGGGCCCUCGCUCCAAACAGCCCUUCAUGGUGACCUUUUUCCGGGAGAAUCAGGUCCCGUGUCGGCCGCCACGAGCCGUCAAGCCACAUCCUCGCAAGAAGAAGCCAAAAUACGACCUGCCAGUCCCCAGCAUCCACAAUCGGAGUCCCGCCAACAACGGAGGGCAGCCCUGCAAAAAACACGAACUCUACGUGAGCUUCAGUGACCUGGGAUGGAAGGACUGGGUUCUGGCUCCCACCGGAUAUUCAGCGUACUACUGUGACGGCGAGUGUUUUUAUCCUCUGGGCUCCUGCAUGAACGCCACGAACCACGCACUCAUCCAGCAAGUGGUCCACCUCCUGAAGCCUGACGAGGUCCCUAAGGCCUGCUGCGCCCCCACCAAGCUCAGCCCCAUCUCCGUCCUCUUCUACGACGACAAGAACAACGUCAUCCUCAAGAAACACCGCAACAUGGUGGUCAAGACCUGCGGCUGUCUGUGAGAGUCCCACAGGUCCCACUCGGUCCUCCAGUCCGAAACCGGAACCAAACAAAAUCUACACGGAGGAUUCGCUCCCUGACGCGAACUCUGCAGAAACCUUUAAUGUCAGUAAGGCGUCAGAAGUCUAAGCAGGCCUGCAGGUUGUGUUUGAGUGCUGAUUUGGGAUCAGUGACUUAAUCGUUUUUUAAUCAGUUUUUCCAAAUUGAAAGAGUCAGAAUCAAGUUGGUGUGAGCUCCUUCCAAAUCAGCACUUAGAGGCUUAAAGCGUUUUAGUUUCGAUGUUUUCUGGAUCUUAAUGUCCUCAUCACGCAGCAGCUGAAGGUUAUUUUGAAUGAAUGUGAGAAAUUUGGUUUUCUAGGCGGAUCAACUUUUAACCUGAAAUAUGUCAUACAGGCUGAAUGCUUCACAUUUCUUCCUUCUCUCUAAGUACAGAAUUCAUGCAGAAUACGAACGUUACGUCAGUGCAUCAAGCUGGAAAACUGGCAGAGUUUUAGCCUUUCUGAAAAGCUUCAAACAAAUUGUGAUUUAGUCUCCACAGAUUUAAAUGGCAAAUGACUUUGGAUGGCAGGAGAUGCCGUCAGUGAUGCCUGAUUUAUCUGUUUAUCACUUAUGGAGUCUAAAUGAAGAGGAAAUGUCAAGUUGCAUUGAAUUAAUAAAUAAUAUUCAUCGUCUCUUGACUUACAGUCACAGGACUGAAGAAGAAGACUGUCAAGUCAGCGUAAAUAAUCAAAUUUAAUCUUAAAGACGUCAGUCAGUCCUCUUUAACUCACUAAAAUCAGAUUCACAAAAUCAGCUGAGAAGACGGGUCACAUUAAAUACAUUGAUCAAUUUAUUGAAAAGGGUAAAAAAAAAAAAAAAAAGUACAGUGAAAGCAAAUUAGUGACAUUUUGCCUGCUAGUGGAAAAUGUUUCGAUCAUUUUUGCAGUUACUGAACAAAUUGCUUUAACUCUCAGUCCUUUGGGGCUACUUAGAAUUUCUUCAAUCAGUGAACAACCAAAGUGACAACAGCUGAGGACAUAAAUGAGACGGUUAUGUUAGACGAGUUUACCAAAAACUGUUAGCGCUUCAUUUAAAAAAAAACAAAUCUUGCUCUGGUUCAACUGAAGUGGGUCAAAGAUGCUUUUAUUGCCAAGACUGUGUUGGGAAACACGCCCCCAGGAGGACUAAAAUGAGCACAAUCACAGGGACUUGGAGGGAAGAAGAACACGCUGUGAGAGUCGCUGUGUGGCGUGAGGUGAGGUACUGUGGUGAGGCGUUACUGAGGGCGCCGCCGCCGCAGCAGCACAGAGGAGGCACAGCUGGACAAAAACCUCGAGUCUCCAAAAACUAGAUUCAGGAAUAAAAAUCCUACAUUUACUGUCAACAACCGUGAGUUCUGGAAUUAAACAGAAUGAUUUAAGUCAUCCUAAGAGGCCCAUGAUCAGGAAAAGUCUUCAUUUAAAUGUUCCACAGAGGGGACGCGCUGAUGGCACCGAACGCCCUCUGCUCAAAUGACUGGAGUUACGAAGUUUUAACCCAACAGCAGUGCCUCGUCCACUGUGGAUGAGCGAUGCAGUCCUCAGUUGGGGCUUUGAAUGUGCCAUCUAUUCAUCUGGACGACACGGUGAUCAACCAGUACAACCAGCUAGCCAUACAUUCACAAAUAUUUGGUGGUAUUUUCUUUACUGCCUCCUCACAUCUCCACAUCUUUAAACACCACAUUACUUAAUUCAGUGUUAGCAGGCAAUCCUGCUGGUCCCCUCCCCCAUUUGAAAUAGCAAGGUAGUUGUACAUAAUAAAUAUAAAAUGGGGUGCUGGUGUACUUCUGCCCCGUCGCUAUUGGGUUUUUUUUUUCUCUUACAAGCACACAUGUACGUACACAGCACAUACACACAUCCACCCCCUCCCUCCAUCCCAACCCGCUGUCCAGGAAUACUGACGGGUCCCCCCCCAGUGUUCGUCAUCACCAUCCUUCAGACACCGUGAUUCAGCGUUUAGUCCGUGGUCAUCGUGUAUCUGGAAGUGACAGCGUUUGUUCAGUGUGCAGAAAGUAGAAGGUUAAAGUCUUAGUCUAAGUCUUGACUACUGUGUCUUACCCAGGGUUCUGGUCCUGUCCAGUCAGCAGUCCUUCAUGCCUGAACGUCCGCCAGCUCAGGAGGCAUGGGGGACUUGGGGUGUUUGCUCUCAAAAUGCUGCUUGAAGGUCUUGGGGUCGGGCAUCUGUGUCUGAAAAAGAAAGGGAAUCGCAGCGUCUUAUGAAACAAAAGACAUUUUUCAUAAUGAAUCACGUCUGCUUUUCUGUGUCAGAAAUGACUGAAUAUCUUCUGACAUUUCAAAGGCAAAACAAUUCAUCAAGAAAAACGUUUCACACAUAACUGUCAAAUGAUCAAAAUGUGUUUUCUGCUUUGGAUUUCAAACUUCAGCCACAUUAACAUCAACGAGUAAGCAUAAUAUAUAUUUAUAUAUUUUUGAAUUAUCCUUUUUUAAUUAUUCCUACUUGACAAACAUUCUUCCAUGUGUCUACAUUCUUCUGAUGUCAGUAAUGAAACAUUUACUAAAAAUCAAAUUACACAUCAAAUCAUACACCUGAUAGCUGUGAUGUCAUCAAAGCCUCAGAGAGUACAGUAAGUAUGGAACAUUUUUAUAUUCCACUGUGGAAAAAUCUCCGAGCUACACCUGAAGGUAACAUCAGCAUCCUGGCAGCACAGUGCUGAACUCACCCGGCAGACAGGGCAGGUGUGGACCAGUGCGGCCUUGGCUGCGGUCUUCUGGUCGGCGCCCUGAGCUUUCUUCUUCUCUGCUGCCUUCUUGGCGUUCUUCUGCUGGGACUGAAUCUUCUGCUGCCCACGAGCCAUGGCCCUCAACUUCGACCUGCAGGAAUAACAAACACAUUUUAUGGUCAAAACCAUAGACUGCAGCUGAGUUCCAACUAAGAGAAAACAUCUCCGUGUGCAAAGCCUGGUCCUGAAAUAAAUGAUUUUCACACUUUUGGCGUAGAAGAACACGACUGGCCUGCACAACCCAAUCCAACGCCUUUGGAACAAACAGGAACACUGACCACAAGCCAGGCCUUUUUACCAAACACCAGUGUUGGACCUCAUUCAUGUUCCUGUGGCUGAAUGAGGGCAAAUCCCUGCAGCCAGGCCUCAAAAUCUGGGUGAAAACAUUCACUAAAGAGUGGAGGCUGGUGGAGCAGCACAUUAAUGCCUGUGGUUAUGGAAUGAGAUGUUCGAAUCAAUUCAUACUGUCCACAUUUUUGUGCUCAUUAAACAGUAAUGCAUUACAGGGUUCAGCAGAUUUAAUAUUAUAAUCUAUAACUGAACAUCAGCACAGCCAUGAAUAGUAACAUGAGCAGGAGGCCUAAUCCUUGAUGCACACUUAGUUUAGUCUGUACACUUAACACUAGAGAGGUCUAAUACAACAACAACGCAAUACAUCGCUAAUGGAGGCUAUCUGAAGUAUUGAUUUAACUUUGCGGUGAUUCUGGAUGCUGUGCAGUCCACUGUUUAGUCUGGUCCAAAGAUUUCCAGCUAACUAUCACAAAAGGUAAAUGCACGAAGAAAACCCCCACAAGUGCAUUUCGGGAUGUUUUGCUGUAAACAUAACGAAUAAUCACUUGAUGAUCAAAACAAUGUCUAAAAACUUUCUGUCAAUAAACUGAUCAAUAAACCGUUUACAGUUCAA
Messenger RNA from Scatophagus argus, 6776 nucleotides. RefSeq names its product bone morphogenetic protein 8a (gene bmp8a). NCBI's taxonomy places the organism in Eukaryota, Metazoa, Chordata, Actinopteri, Scatophagidae. The record is from RefSeq and is a predicted model, not a curated record. Bases 1704 to 3116 code for a protein of 470 amino acids. Gene Ontology annotation, molecular function: growth factor activity; cytokine activity. The transcript has 7 exons. Gene Ontology annotation, cellular component: extracellular region. Gene Ontology annotation, biological process: SMAD protein signal transduction.